AUGUCAAUCGAAGUCGACUGGGCGGCUGCUACCUCCGGCCCGGACGGGGAAGCCCUGGCAGAGCGAAUCCGGUCGUUCGUGCACGACAAAUUCCAGGAGAUCACCUUGCCGCGCUUCAUUCGCUCGGUUCAGGUCCACUCCUUCGAUUUCGGGACUACUGCCCCCGAUCUCGAGAUAAAAGACAUCUGCGAACCGUUCGCAGAUUUCUACGAGGAAGACGAUGACGAUGACGAUGCCGACACCUCCGUCGCCUCAGAGGAGCUCAUGUCCGAGCUCCAAAAAUCCCCAUACGAAGACGACAUGGCCUUCAACCCCACAGCGCAUAGCCUUCAUAAUUUCAGUCACCAUCCAUACCCCGGUGAAGGCUUCCAACCAUCCGCACUUCGAUCCCCACUAGGCGACCACCUUAACCCGCAUUUCAUGCCCCGCGCCAGCACACCUGGAAUCCCCGGCGGCACGUCAACGUUGGGAUACCACAUGCGGUCCCUGGGCGGUCUAUCAGGCACCCAGACACCCCUUGCCGCCGUAGCAGGUGGCACCUCGUUUACGAGCGGAUGGUCAGACUCAGGUAUGGGUGCCGGACCCAGGUCCCAAGCAGCUCGCCAUCAUCUCACGGAGCCAGACCUGGAUGCCACCAACUCCGCCUCCCGGCCCUCAACCGCAAGCACACCCCCCUCCCAUCCUUCCCUUGGGCACACUGGCAGCAGUGGGUCAAAUCCCCAUUCCAGCGAUCCCACCGAUGCACCACAGCCCUCAAUAGAGAUUUCAGAUGACCCUGCCGCUGAGGGCCAAUCAUUCCCAGUCCCGCCUCGCAUGCGCGAGCGCCGCCCAGAAGACUUCCAGGUGUUGUGCCAUGCUAAGUAUGCUGGCGAUGUACGCAUGUCCCUGACUGCGGAGAUCCUCCUUGACUACCCGAUGCCCAGCUUCGUGGGGCUGCCAUUGAAGUUGAACGUCACGGGCAUUACGUUUGACGGAGUGGCCGUUGUUGCAUAUAUCCGCAAGCGAGUGCAUUUCUGUUUCCUCUCUGCGGAAGACGCAGACGCCCUGCUUGGAUCGGAACAGUCUCAGGGUAGUCAAAAUCCCAGUGAUGAUGGUCAGCCUCCUCGGGCUGGGGGCGAUCAGAAGGAGAAGGACCUGAAGCGGCAGGGUGGGUUAUUGCAGGAGAUCCGGGUGGAUAGUGAGAUUGGUCGCAAGGAAGAUGGGAAGCAGGUAUUGAAGAAUGUUGGAAAAGUCGAGCGGUUUGUGCUCGCGCAGGUUCGAAGGAUCUUUGAGGAGGAGCUCGUCUAUCCUAGCUUCUGGACAUUCUUGGUUUGA
This is a messenger RNA of Penicillium digitatum Pd1, 1314 nucleotides long. RefSeq names its product ERMES complex subunit MDM12 (gene mdm12). Gene Ontology annotation, molecular function: lipid binding. Gene Ontology annotation, cellular component: ERMES complex. The record is from RefSeq and is a predicted model, not a curated record. Lineage: Eukaryota; Fungi; Ascomycota; Eurotiomycetes; Eurotiales; Aspergillaceae. Gene Ontology annotation, biological process: mitochondrion organization; phospholipid transport.